This is a messenger RNA of Vitrella brassicaformis, 2405 nucleotides long. The record is from the annotation of a GenBank genome assembly. NCBI's taxonomy places the organism in Eukaryota, Vitrellaceae.
GUGAGGUGAAAACGGCGCGAGGAGAGCAGUGAACUGGCCAGUCGGCACUCACCGGCCAUCAUCCUCAUCCUUUGUGUCUUCGGGGGCUCCGAAAGUCCGUCACUUGGAUUGAGGAACUUUCAUGAUGAAGCAGCGGUGCAGCAGGGCAGCUAUGGUCUCCGUCCGACCUUCUUGUCUUGUAAGGGCCUCCUGCCCAUAUUUUAUUCAUGCUGAAGCCCUCGCGCCAUCCCGCGGCCACUGACGGCAUCCGCCACUGAGGCCGCCAUCCUUCCCUGGGUCCAAUUUUGUGGAAGAAGCGGCCAUGGCGACGGAUAUGGCGGCAGCAUGCCGACAGGGAGGGGAGAGGGGCCGCGCUGCAUACCCAUCUUCAAGCAAGGACAGGCAGCACGACCCCUGUUUCCGCCGCUCGGGCACUGGGGCUGUGUCGGUGGCGUCGACUGACGUCGGGGGCGACACCGGCUCGGGGACGCCCUCGACCAUUGGCUUGAGCACUACCCACAGCUACGCCCCCCCGCCCUCCCAGCAGCGGCGCGGCAGCUUCAUCAACUUCUCCUUCUACCCACGCUCGGCCGGCCACGGCGGGCAGAGGGCCCAGACCGCCAACAGUCGCCAACACCACCACCAGCAGCAGCAGCAGCCCCAGACGUCAUCAUCGCAUGUCGGCCCCUCUUACUCGUCCUUCCCGCAGUCAUUUCCGUCCGACAUGUCCGAGUCGGACCGGUCGCAGGUGGUGGCGGCCAUCGCCGCCAAACAACACGCCGCUUGUGAGGCGUCGGCGGGGGCCGUCACGGAGACGGGGAGCAUCAAGGGGUCUGACUGCUCGACCGACUGCUCGCCGAUGCGUGGGUGUGGCGGGUAUGGCUACGACGGGUAUGGGUAUGGGUGUGGCGUGGUGGACUAUGGCGAUAGCAGCCCCGACUUUGGUGGGUCCGAUGACGACAUCACAGACAGAAGCGGAAGGGGCCCCGUUCGCACACAUGACGUGCCGGUGAGUGGAGUGGAGCCAACCACAUCAAAUGCAACGGAGAGAGGCGCGUGUUGAUGUCUGUCUUGUCUGUCUGUGUGUGCGUGUUUGUGGUCUGUCUGCAGGAGUAUUCAGUGUCGACUGUGAGUGCGUCUCCCAGUGCAGCGGCGAAGGGUCACCACUUUUCCUCUACCGAGGCCGACCGAUUCGCCACCGACCAGCACUCGUAUCACGCUCAGCAUCACCAUCACGACCCCCGGCGGCCGGUGUCCCCCCCUCCGCCCCCUCCUGCCUUGGUCGUGUCCGAGUCGAUGGUGAAUUAUCAGUUUUUCCUGCAGUACACCUACACGCCCGAGUGUGCCCUGCUGGCAUACAACUUCACGGCGUCGAUAGAGCAGCUGCGGGUGUUUGCCGUCUUCGAGCCGCUGCCGGACAUCAGACACCUUGCGGUCAGUCAGUCAAGUCAAGAUGGAGGGAGGGAGGGAGACCACACACACAUGGAUUGGAGUGAUGGCAGCGAUGGAUGGAUGUAUGGAUGGAUGUGUGUGUGUGUGCAGGUGAAGCUCUUGUAUCUGCUGUACAAGUACCAGAUCCACCACAUCGACAUGGCCCUCGACCUAGCCCUCACACUCGUGUACCUCUCAGAGGCACUCCAGCUACACCACAAUGACGACACCAACACCUACCCACCACCCAUCGCCGACCAGGCCGACCCCUCCCCAUCGCCCUUCCCCUCGCCCUCCCCUCCCCCUCCCCCCUACCAUUCCGUCACAGACGCCCCCACGGCCACCGAGAGCACAACUCGUGCUCUGUCCGCCCCUGCUGCCCCUCCUGGUGGCUGCCACGUGCGCAAGACCUCCUUCUCUUCUGGCGGUGGCAAGAGUGUGGCUAAUCGGGGCACCGUGCGGCUGGGCGACCUGGUGGUGCCGCGGUCCAAGGGUUUUGAGGUGGUUUUCUACUCGGUCUACCUUGCACACGUCUGGAACCAGGUCAGUGCAGUGCCGUGCAGAGCGUGUCUCUGUUGUGUCCUUUUGUCACGUGUUGGUUGUCCUGUGUGUCGUUCGUUGUGGCUGGGCUUGGCUGCAGGAUCGCACUAUCUGUUUGCGUGACUGGUACCGCGAGUUCGGCCACGAGAGCUUCCGCAGCUGCCACGAGCUCAACUGCUGGGUGCUCAAGCUGAUGCGCGGCAUGAGGCACUGGAAGCUGCGCGCCAAGCCUGAGGACAUCCGCGCGUACGUCUCCGGACUCUGCCAGGCGCCGAGACUCGGCGAAUGAUAUGAAGGACGGACGGACGGACGAGAGGCGUCCAGACGUGUGUACGGCACGUUACCUAAGUGUGUGAAUGUGUCUGUCUUAUUCGAUGGGUUGAUCUGAUGGGUGGGUUGGAUGGCCAUGGAGGGGGGAGUGGAGUAGGUGAGGUGAGUGAGGGGCUAAAGAGCGG